This is a messenger RNA of Chenopodium quinoa (quinoa), 2640 nucleotides long. RefSeq lists its product as uncharacterized. The transcript is spliced from 8 exons. NCBI's taxonomy places the organism in Eukaryota, Viridiplantae, Streptophyta, Magnoliopsida, Caryophyllales, Amaranthaceae. The record is from RefSeq and is a predicted model, not a curated record. Bases 1 to 2640 code for a protein of 879 amino acids.
AUGGCUCCCCAAUUGCAUGCAACACGGCGUAGGAUAAUGAUCAGCCGGUCACCGGGGACGGUUGAAUCUAGAACUAGCAGUGCCGAAUGCUUGGCCAAAGACCCUGCUUUGCGAACUUCUCCGAAUCCGACCGUUUCCGUGUCUGUACAGGACACUAUGGCCAGAAUCAGAAGAACAUCAAGGCAGUGUAGCUCCAAAGGAGUUUUCUACCAUUCGGAUGGGUCGACUGUUUUUUCAGACGGCUCAAUAAGAGUGCCUCGAAGUGAGCUGUCGGAACACCCUGACAGCCCUUCCUAUCUUCCUCCUACCCCCACUUAUUACCAUUCGCCCACAUCUAGUGGAACUCCCAGUGAUGGAAUCCUGGGGGAGGCGGAUGAAGAAUAUCAACCCUGGCCUUCUGGACAGGCGCCGGAAGAGAGUCUAGGGGAGGACCCCGCUGGCACCAGUCAGCGGUCCCCUAGUUCUGAUGAGAGCUCUGGUGACGAGUCGGCCUCGUCAUCUUCUACAGAGAAUGCCUCCGUAACUUCAGAGGAGGCUAGAUCAAACAUAGAUUCCGCCAAAGAGUCCCUGGCAGUGGAUAGGGGGGAAAGCUGGGCCGAGCCGAACAAAGCAAUGGAAAAGCUCUCGGCCACAAGGAAGCCGGCUUUAUCUGCUACUCGAUACAGUUCGAAUGUCCUAAACAGGGCAGAAGUAACCACUCACACCAAAGUGGACGAGCAGAAAACUGGCGGCACCUCUAAGGGUGCGCCUUCCAAAUCUCCUUCAAAACAAUCUGACCCUAAAAUCCAAAACACCAGGGUGGGUGAUGUGAGCGCAUCCGGCAAGGGCGGCCGGAAGCACAUUGCUCAUAAGCCCAAGAAGGGCCCAGACGCCUCUUCUCUGGAAGCUGAAAAGGAGAUCAGCAAACCGGAUGCCCAGAGGACAUCUAAGGGUGGCUUUAAGCAACCCACCACUACUGUCGGCUCAGCAGGAGAGAAGAGGAGCCUGGGGAGAGAAGAGGAAAAGAAGGACGACGUUCCUGUGCAGAGGUCGACUGUAGUCCAGAUGGCCAAGUCCAUGCUGAGGGCGGUUUAUCCUGACGACAAGGCGUCUGUCAGAGGAGUCGGCACCCUUGACUUGGAUGGCAUCUUGGGGAACCUUUGCGAGGCCAUGCUGCGCGUCCAAGGGCUCAGGCAACCCCUCAAGGAGAAAUCCAAAGAGGUAAUAGUCGCUAAAGCUCGGGCCGAGUCCGCCUUGGAUCAGGCUCAAUUUGAUAUUGCUCAGAAUGAGUAUCUGACGCUUGAUAUGAUGUAUUCGCAGGCGGAAGCCAAUAUGCAGGUGAAGAAGGACCUGGACUCGGCCCGCCUACGCAUCCCUUCCCUUAAGAAAGAGAUUAAAACUCUUAAGGAGAAGAUCGAGCCUCUUCAAGAUGCCAAAGAAGAGGCCGAGAGAGCCAAGCAGAAGGUGGGCCGCCUUGAGCAGCGCCUCAGCAACCAGGAGCAUCAGCUGAAGUCCAAGUUUGAGUCCGUGGCUGAUCAAGAGAGAGAGGCUCUUGUUAAGAAAAUGAUGAGCGAUUAUGAAGCCAUCAUGCGGGACACUUGGGCGGCUGUACAGCCGGACUCGGACUAUCAGAUUUGGAAAUCCAAAUUUGACAAAGCCAGCAAAGCAUUUGACGCUCGCCUUAUUGAAGAGGCUGAGAAUGCUGAGGCCGAGGAAAGUUCUGGAAUCAUGUCUUCAACUAUCGACAACAAUCUUAUGUUCCUAGAACUUCCCGAUAAGUUAUCAUUUAGCUUGAAUUUGGUAAAAUUCAAGGAAUGGGAAGAGGAACUCUGUUUGACCCUCCGUAAUUGCUACCUAGAGCAUAUCUUGGAUACGCCCAUCCCGAGUUUCUACUCAAAAGGGAUUAUGAGCGAUAUGGCUCAUGAGAAGUGGAGUUAUGAUUGCAAAAGAGUUUCUCAACUCAUGGAAAACUCCAUUCUGGAACAGUGGACGAAGAAAUUCUCCAACUACCUUUCGGAUGUACUUCUCAAGGCUCUAGAAAAUGUGGUCAAUUUGAGGGUAACAAAGAGCGAUAAGGGAAACUAUGAUGGACUCGUGGAAGAAGUUACUAUGUCAUUGUCUAACAAGAGGAUCAAGCCACCGCAAGAUGGAUCCGACGCCUUGAAGAUGGUUGAUCCGGCGAAGACUCUGGCUAAAUCGGCGGCGCUGCUGCGCAAAGAGGCUGCACUUGCCAAGAAAGCAGUCGUCGAUGCAAAAGAGUCUAAGAAAGGCGAGCUGAAGGCAUUAGAGGAUGCUGAUAAGGAAAACGCCCAACUCCGAGCAGACGUUUCCCGCCUUGGGAUUGAGAUCGUCACUCUGCGAAACAAGCAGUCGGACGAGCUCGCCCAAGAGCAAAAGCGGAUGAUGGAGGAGAAUGAGCGAGAUAAUUUAGCCCGGCUAAAUAUCACUUGGAGCCUCCUCUACCCAGAUAUAGACUUUGAAGUCUAUAAACUCAGGUAUGAUUACGCCAUUGAGGUGUAUGAUGCCCAAGUGCUAGGUGAGGCUCCUCCGCCUCGCUUCAAGGAUUGGGCUUCUGAGCAGGGAUAUGAAGUCUCUAAUAAUGAGGAGCCGGCGGCGGAUGAGAAAAAUGAAGGCCAAACGGGCCAAGAUCAUCCAAAUUAG